AGGAGGGGAGGGACAGAGGGAGUUUGGAGGUAGUGGAUGGUGCAAGAUUCCUGGCUGGAGAGAGACAGAGAGAGGGAGAGAGAGAUUGAGCAUGUAUAUUUGGACUCACAUGGGGAAGCGAGAAUGCAUGAGGUAGGGAAGUUUUGAAGGCUGCCAAUGUAGUGAGGACCCGUUCCUUCUUUGGAAAAACCGGCGAGUGGUCACCUCACCCUUCCUCGUCGCCGAUGUCCUCUCUGAGGUGCAGCCGAGGCCGUCGAGUACGACAGACAUGAGAGAAAGAGAGAGAGAGAGGCGACAUCGAUCGAUAGGCUCCGUUGUCUUCGAAAAGCACAAAAGGAAAGGCCGUCCAAUCGCUGCGAUUUCUGCGGGCAUCGAUUGCACCUCUCUUUCUCUCUCUAUCUAUCUCAUUUUUGCUGUGUGUUGUGUGCUGGGUGGCCGUUUUGCCUGUUGAUCACUAAUCAUUGUCCUCUCCCCCUUCUAACAAGACCCGAAGCAACCCCUCUUCUCUCUUUCUGGUUUUCUAACUUUAAUCCUGUGAGCGUCCUUCUUAUUACCAGUGGAUUCGUCCCCAUACCAACAGCCAUACCCUUUCUCUUCUCUCUCUCUCAAUCUCACAGUAGAGAAAAGAAGGAUGGAAUUCAUCUCCUCGUCUGAGCACCUUUGUUAUGUUCGUUGCAACUUCUGCAGCACCAUUCUUGCAGUUGGUGUUCCCUGCAAGAGGCUUCUUGACACAGUGACAGUAAAAUGUGGGCACUGCAGUAAUCUUUCUUUCAUAACCACAAGGCCUGCUCUUGCUCCUCACCUUCCUCCUCCUGCUGCUGCUCCCGCUCCUUCUCCUUCUCCCCAUCCUCCUCCUCCUCCUCGUUCCCACAGCUUCCCCGGCUCACUUAGCCUCCUUCACAUCGGUCUGCAACCAACAUCGUCUUCAUCAUCGCCAUCAUCAUCACCUGCGGCCAGUGAUGACAGCGUCCCCAGGGUGCAUCAUGUUGUCAAGCCUCCCGAGAAGAAACACAGGCUCCCAUCAGCAUACAAUCGAUUCAUGAGGGAGGAGAUACAACGAAUUAAAGCAUCUACUCCACAAAUCACUCACAGAGAAGCGUUCAGCAUGGCAGCUAAAAAUUGGGCGAGGUUUGAUCCCCAGUUGCUACUUGGAUCGGCAUCUGAAACAGGCAAGCAGGUUGGUUCAAGUACUCAACAAGAAAGUUCUCAUAUCACCAAGUGAAGCAGUUGGUCGUCGCAGGACAGCUUUGCGUUUUGUGUCUAGUAGGUUGUGCUUCAAAUGGCAGUUCCAUAUAGAUGUGAUCUAUAUAUCUUUUCACUGUAUCUUUCCUUUUCCCGGCAGGUGGAAGUUUUGAUCGUUUCCUUUUAAUCUAUGUAUUGUGUCAUUUGUUCGUCA
Messenger RNA from Nymphaea colorata (pocket water lily), 1396 nucleotides. RefSeq names its product protein DROOPING LEAF. Gene Ontology annotation, biological process: cell fate commitment; leaf development; multicellular organism development. The record is from RefSeq and is a predicted model, not a curated record. Bases 632 to 1222 code for a protein of 196 amino acids. The transcript is spliced from 7 exons. Gene Ontology annotation, cellular component: nucleus. Lineage: Eukaryota; Viridiplantae; Streptophyta; Magnoliopsida; Nymphaeales; Nymphaeaceae.